AUGUCCACAUCCACUGUUAUACUCAGUAAUAUUCCUUUUAACUGUCAAGAGUCUGACAUUCAUCGUGCGCUUCUUAUGUACGGGACGGCCAUGGAUAUACAGCUCAAUCACCAGACUUCUCAGGCUGCCGUCACGAUGCGUAACAUCCAGGAGGCCCAGGCUCUCCUUAGUCGCCAUACCGUUAAUGUGAUUGGGUCCACCGUGCGGGUGGAUCCGUUCGGGCAGCCGCAGCCCCCUCAGCAGCCGACGUACCCUCCAUCCAAUUAUUACAACCUCCCCGGGGCAGGCGGGGCCCCCCCUCCUCCCCCUCCGCAGCUGCAGCCUUCCCAACCCGCCUCGAUUUAUCCAGGGGCGGUUUCGGGGGGGGGUCAAGUCCCCCAAGGGGAUGGCGGCAGCCGUUUCCCCACGAAUCGACUUCGAAUUGUUGUGGAGGAUUGCCGCUACACCGUCACCCGGGAUGUCUUGUUGCAGAUGUUUAGCAUGAUUGCACCCCCAACGCACGUAUAUUGUGGGCCCUCCGGCCCCACCACGAUCGGGAAUGUCGAGUUCAGCGACGUUGCCUCCGCGGAACGGGCGAUGCAGCAGUUUAACAAUCAGAAUAUUUACCCUGGUUGUUGCUUUGUGAAGCUCAGCUAUGACCAAGCGAACUACUACCACCAGUCCAACCAACCCAAUUCCGGCUCGCGCGGGGGAAGAGGGGGGGCAGGGGGGCAUCCCGGUUUUUUUGACCAACGUAGCGCCCCUCGCGCGGUGGAGUCGAUGCCCUAUCUGAUGCAGCAGCAGCCGGAGAUGAUGAUGAAUCGACCGCCCGAUGGUCGGCGUGGUGGGAGGGGAGGGGGAUCGCGCGGGGGGGCGGGGUUUUCUCGUGGGGAAGGCCGUGCGGCCCCCUAUUACAACACCGGCAUGAGCGGUGCGGGGUUUGACCCCCUCGGCGUCGCCGUCUACGGUGGAGGGCGCCCGAUGGUCCCGCAGCCGGAGGAGGCGACGGUGGUGAUCAGCAACGUCGCGGAGAAUGUCCCGCUCUACGAUCUUUGGGUGCUUCUUGAGGUCUACGGCAACGUCGAUUCCCUGAGGCGGCAGUAUAAGGAUAAGACCAGCGUCUCCGCCCAGUUUCAGCACUUCCUGGACGCCAAGACGGCGGUGGUGUACCUGCAGAACUGCCCUUUUCAUGAUCGUAUGCUAGGGCUCAAGUUAUUUGCAGGUUACGUGGAACGGGGCGGGAAAAUCGAAUGGAAUGCGGGGCCUGCAACCGACCCUGCAACCCAGGCCGUGCUCUUCACGUCAGGGUUUCACCACCGCACGAAGCCCUCGGCGCCUUUCAACCCACUCAGCCGCAUUCGACCAGAUAAAAACCUUUUUGUCUCUAACCUCGUUGAUAGUAUAACAGAUGACGAACUGAAGAGUAAAUUAACAAAGAGGAAUGCGGUUAUCGAAAAGUUUUACAGAAAAAAUGCGACGGUGGCUAUCGUCGGCUUUAAGGAUAUCGGAGAUGCGAUCAACGCGCUCGUCGCGGCACAUGGUAUCCAACUCAAGGAACGCUACUUACGCAUUACGUUUUCACGGUUUCCACCUGAGCCACUUACAGGUGCUGAAAACGAGCAGGAUAACAUGGAUGAAGAGGCGAACGCCAACGCAGAUAGUCGCCGCGGUGAAGGGGGAGAGCACUCUAAUAAGGAAUCCAAUAAUGCAGACAACUCUUCGUCUUAA
Messenger RNA from Phytomonas sp. EM1, 1707 nucleotides. The record is from the annotation of a GenBank genome assembly. Lineage: Eukaryota; Euglenozoa; Kinetoplastea; Trypanosomatida; Trypanosomatidae.